CCUUCUUGGACUAGUACUCCUCUUCAUACGUUCUCUUGGCCUGUAUUUCCGUGCCGCAUGGUCCGGCUGGCGGCGGUGCUUGGCCUUGGCCUUGGCGUCUUGGCCACUUGGCAGAUGGGACGAGCUUGGGAACGAAGUCCUUGGUCCCUCCGCUUCGGGUCGUACCGUGAGCGUCCUACGCAGAGAGACCGAAGCCGGUCGCGCGACCACGUGGACGAGACCGAAGGGCCGGAAGUGGAUGCGAGCAGCACGAGCUUAGCUGUUGCAGAGACAUUCUCCUCCAUAGCAGAAGCCAAAGCAGAAAGCCAAAGCAGAAGUACUUCGACAGAAGGCACAAGCUCCGCUUUUGCUUCGACAGGCAGCACAAGCUCCACUUUUGCUUCGACAGGCACAACUUCAGUUGAACCGAUAGACAGCAGAAGCUCCGCGGUCACUUCGACAGGCAGCACGAGCUCCAUUUUUGCUUCGACAGGCAGCACAAGCUCCACAAGUACUUCGACAGGCACAACUUCAGUUGAACCGAUAGACAGCAGAAGCUCCGCGGUCACUUCGACAGGCAGCACGAGCUCCAUUUUUGCUUCGACAGGCAGCACAAGCUCCUCCACAAGUACUUCGACUGACAGCACCACUGUUACACGUACUCCAGGUUCAACGACGCUUCUUCCAUUCACCUCAACCACUUCCGUGGCUGCUCCAUCCACUCAACCCUUCCCCUCAGUCACCGGACAACUUCACUCCCCGCUGGCGGCGGUGAAGAGGGCCGAAGGAGCCCGGCCGAACAUCGUUUGGAUCAUGGCGGACGACUUGGGCUGGGGUGAAGUGGGCUUGUAUCCUUCCAAGUCCAAGCACGGGCGCAUCCGAACGCCGCACUUGGACCGUUUUGGUCGAGAGGGCAUGAUCUUCCGGCAAGCCUAUUCGGGAUAUUGUGUCUGCGCACCGAGCCGUAUGGCAUUUUUUACUGGCAGGCAUAGUGGUCGCUUUAGCAGCAUGCGAGUGGAGGGGACCUUCUUGAGACCUUUUCAGAAUAUCCGGAUCUUUCCCCAGGUCCUUCAAUCGGCUGGGUAUGUGACGGGACUCUUUGGAAAGGCCUCGCCCUUGAAAUUGCCCUUGCGACAGGGCUUCAACCGAUUCGUUGGGCAACUGCACCAGGGACUCUGCCACAAUAUGUAUCCCAAGUACAUCGACGAGGCUGAAGGGGAAUUGAACUUUCCACUGUCUGGGAAUGUUCAGGAGAAAUCCCGUGAACUUUGUAUGGCCAAUCCUGAGAGCUACAACUACACCAUUGAUGUGUUUCAUACUGCUGCACUUGCUUGGCUAGAAGAAGUCUCGAAAGGUCCGGCGCCGUUCUUCUUGUACAUGAGCUACACCAUUCCACAUGCCGGCGGCUGGGCUGAUUCUCCUCUCAUGCCCGAGACGGGGCAACCGGUGCCGGUUGACAUGGGUUAUGGGAGCAAUGGGAGCGCCUGGCCGGAGGUGGAGCGCGAUCAUGCCGCGGUGAUUAGCUACAUGGAUUUGAAAGUUGGCGAGUUGAUGAAGCAGCUGAAGGACUUGGGCAUUGAUGAUCAGACCAUUUGUCUCUUUGAAAUACCUAUUGAGUGUGAGUUGUUUGUGUUUAACACUUGCUGAAAUGAUGGCUUAAAACCUCCACAGUCUUGCUACGGGCACCGCAGAGAAUCCCCGUUUGAGCAGAGAAACAGCAUGUGAAGUCUGCGAUGUAAGAUGAUGUAAGUUCGCCGCGUAGCUAUCAAUCCCCAAAUAGAUUGGAUUGCACGGUGUCCAACACAUGUUGAGUGGGGAUCUACUAUUUUCUAUUUAUUUUUGGGGGGUCUAGAUAUACAUGUGCAAGUCAGGUGAUGCUCUUGGAGCCUUUAUUUGGUGUCUUUUCUUCGACGCGGGCGCGAGAAAACGCCACCGCCCACCGCCCUGUCCCGCGUGCGGUCAACGCCCACGACGCCCACUCCGCCCACCGCGCGAGGUUUCUUCGCCUCAGAUAACGGUGCCCACUCCGAGGGAGGCCAUGCGAUCGCCUUCUUCGACUCCACCGGCGGCUUGCCCGGCCACAAGGGCGGCAUGUACGAGGCCUCGGUGCGCAGUCCCAGCAUGGUGCGUUGGCCCACGUGGAUCGCGGAGAACCAGACGUCGGAGCUGCCCUGGGCCUUCUGGGACGUCUUUCCCACCGUGGCGCAGUUGGCAGGUGUGAAAGUGGAGACGCCCAUCGAUGGCAUCAGCAUUUUGCCGGAACUACUCCGAUCGAACGACGCUGCGAAGGAAGCAGUGGACAUGGAAACGGCGCCGCCACUGGAGCGGUAUUUUUACUUUACAUGGCGGGGUGAUGGCGGUCGUUUCAAGCCCAUCAAGGAUCCCUUCAUCAAGCGCAACGGUCCGGGCUACACGAUCCGUUGGGGAAAUUGGAAGGGCAUGGUGCCACAUUGCUGGGAUCAAGAUCUCUUUAAGCCAACACGAAGGGACCGCAUGCGGCUUUUUGAUUUGAAGGCGGAUCCGUUGGAAACCACCGAUGUGGCCAAGACGAAGCCCGAGAUCGUUGAACUCUUGAGGAAUCUGGUGCUCUCUCAAAAUCUCAGUUGUCUUUGCUAUCAAUGCCCCUGGCCCAGAAAGCCUCGGAGAACAGGUGCCAACAAGACGCACUCAAGCGGAGGAAGC
Messenger RNA from Durusdinium trenchii, 2661 nucleotides. The record is from the annotation of a GenBank genome assembly. Lineage: Eukaryota; Dinophyceae; Suessiales; Symbiodiniaceae.